AUGGGCUCCCAACCUAACACAACCUCGGGCGUCGGCGUGGUACGGGAAAUCGUCUUGCCAGAUGGGCGGAACAUACCAGACGGUCCAGACCCAUGCCAGGUUUGCUACUGGGAUCGCCGUCCUGAACACGUCCUGAAGCUCACUUGUCUAUCCGAAAAUAUUUACACUGGACUUCGAAAAUCUGCGGACGCUGGGUGCGUCGGAUGCCAAAUCUUGGAAAGCGUCAUGAACACGACAAAUCCCGGUUCUGGAACUGAUCGCUUUAUUUCUGCCUCGUGCGAGAACGGAAUUUCCAUCCUUCGCGCUAGCAGCGAUCUGCGGUGGCUCCACUUUGACAUCUUCAUCCCAGAACACGCUCAAGACCCUCCCCGCGGUCUGCCCCAGCGCCGCCUGCUCGACCCCUACUCCUCAGGCCAGCGGUCCACUCGCUGGGCGCAGCGUCAGCUCACCGCCUGCGUACACUCUCACACCCGUUGUCGGGGCGAUACGGCAUCGUUUCUCCCCAAGCGGCUGAUCAAUGUGUUGCCGCUGAAUACGAGCGGCGACGUCUCCCUCGAAGAUUGUGCAAACAUCCCGCCAGGCUCGCGGUACGCGGCACUCAGCUAUUGCUGGGGUCAGAUGCGGCCCGAAUGCAUGACUACGCCGGCGACGCUGCCCGCACGGUUAAAAUGCAUCCCCUGGACGAGCCUGCUGAGGACGUUCCAGGAUGCGAUCGCGUUCGUGAGAGAGCUGGGUAUUUCGUACAUAUGGAUCGACAUCGUCUGCAUCGUACAAGGCGAUAAAAGGGACUGGCAGCGAGAGGGUGGCAGGAUGUUCCACGUGUAUAAGAACGCGUACGUGACUCUUGUCGCUCCAAGAGAGGAUGGCUCCACGGGAUUGUGGAGCGGCGACGAUAGGCAGGUAACGCUGGCAGGAAGUGUGCGUUUCGGUCAGUGUUCUUGGCCUUUGUAUACACGACCAAGCCACCCCAACUUCUAUGACUGGGAGCCACGCCACCCCAAAUUCUAUGACUUAGGCGGGCCUGUAGUUAAUGAUUUUCCGCUAUUUGAUAGGGCCUGGGCCUAUCAGGAGAGACUCAUCUGCCCGCGCGUUAUCUUCUUCAUGGGCGUUGAAGUUGCGUUUCAGUGUUUUGAGGUGGUGGAAUGCGAAUGCGGUGCGGACGCAGCCUCGGAAGCCUCUAAAUUCAGAGGAGAAAAGAAACGCUUUUUUGAGAAUUUUGGGGCUGGCCAAGCUACGCACGCUGGAGACGCAGGGACCGCUGGACAGGAAAGACCAAUCGCGAACGAGAGGUUCGAGCGUCGAUCUCGGACGAUCGUUGAGGGCAAUUGGCAGUCCAUGGUCUCGCAUUAUUCCAGACUACGUUUAACUCACGAAAGUGAUAGGCUGGUAGCGCUCGGCGCCAUAGCUGAACACGUCCAAGCCGUUCGUGUCGGGGAAAGUUACCUCGCUGGCCUCUGGUCCGGGUCGCUGCAUACGGACUUGCUUUGGAUAUGCUCGUUCCUACCUGACUCGGGUCCACAACUAUAUCCACUGUCCGGUCUGAGUUGGUCAUGGGCUUCGUGUACAGACAGAUCGGCCGUGCAAUACCCGGGGAUCUUUGCGAAUUUCGAGAAGCGCGCGGAUGUUAUCGAGGCGAGGUGUUGUUAUGUUGAUGAUAAUCCGUUCGGAAGCGUUGUUAAUGGGAAGUUAGUGCUUCGCGGCCGUGUGUUGCGUUGUCGUGGUCUAUCAUCGAUUGGGGCCUGGGGAGAAGACAUAAAGCUAUUACUAUGCCAGUGGCAGAUAGUAAAUGUGUCUUCUUCUAAAAUCUGGCUAGAUGGUAACCUGCGGGAAAAUGCCUUGACCUUUCGGCAAUAUCAUUUGCUUGAGAUUGGAAUCGAUCAGUCUGAGUUUCGGGGGCGGUGGUAUUGUCUGAUCUUGCGGCAAUUGAGCAAGAAAGAGAAAGUCUAUGCCAGAAUCGGCGUUGCGGAAUUUCAGGCGGAAACAAGGAUUACAAAGAUUAUGGGGAAGUUGGGGAGGAUUGACGUGUGCACGAUCGUUUAG
Molecule: messenger RNA, 2040 nt
Organism: Rhinocladiella mackenziei CBS 650.93
Lineage: Eukaryota; Fungi; Ascomycota; Eurotiomycetes; Chaetothyriales; Herpotrichiellaceae
Exons: 1
Coding region: 1-2040 (679 amino acids)
Source: RefSeq, a predicted model, not a curated record